AUGGAAAACUCAAAGCCCGCCAACUUCGUCCUUACAUUAACCACACUCUCACUCAUAUUCACACUCUCCCAAGCCCAACUAUCAGAGACUUUCUACAACAGUACCUGUCCCAAUGCGCUUGGUAUAAUCCGUGCCACCAUCCAGCAGGCGGUUCAGCGCGAGCCUCGCAUGGCGGCUUCGCUAAUCCGCCUACAUUUUCACGACUGCUUCGUGCAGGGCUGCGAUGCUUCGAUCCUUCUGGACGAUACCCCCACGAUCCAGAGCGAGAAAUCGGCCGGCCCAAAUGCCAAUUCCGUAAGAGGGUACGACGUGAUCGAGGCCGCCAAGAGCGCUGUCGAGAGCAUAUGCCCUCUUGUGGUGUCCUGUGCUGAUAUUCUGGCCGUGGCAGCACGUGAUGCCGCUGUUUUGAGUGGCGGGCCGUCAUGGGCCGUGAAGCUGGGGAGAAGGGAUUCCACAAUAGCAAACCUUGAUGCCGCAAACAGUGAUCUACCCGGCCCAUUCUCCACCCUUGACGGCCUCACUACUGCCUUUGCCAAAAAAGGACUCAAUCAAAGGGAAAUGGUUGCCCUCUCAGGUGCACACUCUAUAGGCCAAGCCCAAUGCACGUUCUUCCAAUCGAGGAUCGACGAUGUUAAUGCAUCCGGCAUCGACCCUGGCUUUGCUGCCCGACUGAAUCGCACGUGUACAAGGGGCAGUACUAAAAUGGCCCCGCUCGACUUUGCCACGCCAAACACGCUCGACAACAAAUACUACCAGAACCUUGUCGGUCACAAGGGUCUCUUCCAGUCGGACCAGGUCUUAUUUAGUACUGUCGGGUCCAAUUUUACAGCCGCACUCGUCUCCAACUACAGCGCCAAGCCCAACCUCUUCAGCUCCGACUUUGCAAAUGCCAUGCUCAAGAUGUCCGAGAUUCAGCUCUUGCUCGGCACCAACGGGACCAUAAGGAGGGUUUGUAACGUCACUAGCUAG
This is a messenger RNA of Striga hermonthica, 969 nucleotides long. Lineage: Eukaryota; Viridiplantae; Streptophyta; Magnoliopsida; Lamiales; Orobanchaceae. The record is from the annotation of a GenBank genome assembly.